UUCGACUAUUUCAAAUUCUCCGUGGGGAAAAGCUUCGUCCUCAUGGCCACACUGUACACCGUUCUCCUACUCCUGACGCACGGUGUAUGCGUUCAAACCAUUCAAGCGACCACUCUGAAAGAUCUCGAGGGAAGCUGGCAGUCCUACUGCAACGCCCAGCAGUACGAGCACCUGUGCAGUUUCGACCACGCCGCGGAGACGGCCAAGUACGAAGCGGCGUUCGUGAUGGCCUACAUGGGCAUCGUGGGCCUCGUCCUUUACGUCUUCCUCAUGGUCUACUUCUACCGCCAGGACCUCCGCGCGGAAAUCACCGACAAGCGCAAGACGACCACCACCACCUCAUCCUCGGAGAGGUACAGGGCGGACGACGCUCCGGACACCGAGAUGGGAGGAGCGGGAGGAGGAGGUUCGCCGCCCCGCAGCGCCUACGACAACAGCGCUUACGAAGACGAGGCGCCGGCGCGCGCGCCCGCGUCCCCGCGCUUCGAGUCCGCGUACGCCGACAGUCCGGACUCGCCGCCGCCGCCCGCGCGGGUGGAGAACCCGUUCGAUAAGCCGGCCGGCGGCGGCGGCGGCGCCGGAGCCUCGCCCGUCGCGAAGAAUCCUUUCGAGUGACGGCGACGACGCUCGCGCCUUCUCAGGUGGUAUUGCAACCUUCUAGCGGGUAUGUAUAAUAGAGUUAAGUUAAUGUACACCGUCUC
Molecule: messenger RNA, 701 nt
Organism: Micromonas commoda
Lineage: Eukaryota; Viridiplantae; Chlorophyta; Mamiellophyceae; Mamiellales; Mamiellaceae
Exons: 1
Coding region: 43-615 (190 amino acids)
Source: RefSeq, a predicted model, not a curated record